This is a messenger RNA of Lobosporangium transversale, 1824 nucleotides long. RefSeq names its product proteasome regulatory subunit C-terminal-domain-containing protein. Lineage: Eukaryota; Fungi; Mortierellomycota; Mortierellomycetes; Mortierellales; Mortierellaceae. Gene Ontology annotation, molecular function: enzyme regulator activity. The transcript is spliced from 6 exons. Bases 102 to 1661 code for a protein of 519 amino acids. Gene Ontology annotation, biological process: ubiquitin-dependent protein catabolic process; regulation of protein catabolic process. Gene Ontology annotation, cellular component: proteasome regulatory particle, lid subcomplex; proteasome complex. The record is from RefSeq and is a predicted model, not a curated record.
UUCCUCAUUCCCAUUAUUUUAACAUAUACCUUCUCUCACUUUUCGCAAUUCCCUCAUAUUACAAACCAUUCGUCUCAGGACUAUUGAAAAUAACAUAAAAGAUGUCUGAAGCACCACGCCGCUCAAGUCGUCUGAACAAGAAUCAGGAGGAAGAUACCAAAGGAAAAGUAAAGGCAGUCGACCAGGACGUCGAGAUGGAGGAAUCCGCCACCACUUCGACAGAGACGCCCAAGGAAAAGGUCCUUGGUGCUAAAGAGCUUGAGGCAUUGGCUAUUGCAGAUAUUAAGCAGCAUUUUGUACUGUUCACAAAGUCAGCUAAGACUCAUGAGGCUCGCUUUGCUAUUCGUGCAUUGAGGUCUGUUAGCUCUCUACGCAAGCGCCUUACUGUAGCUGUUCUCGCAAGGACUAUUGCUAGCUCUUAUGGAAAAGAUGAUGAAGCACGCAAGCUCCUUCUUGGAUAUCUUGGAUCAGAAGCUUUGGGUAGCAUCACUCCCGAGGACGAAGUUACAGUGACCAAGUUUGAAACCCCUGAAGUAGAUGUGUAUCUGCAUCUGCUCGUGAUGAUCUACUUGUUGGACCAGAACCAGCACGAAAAGGGUAUUGAGUUAUCAAACAUCACAGUCAAGGUCGUCCAGGAUUUAAAUAGAAGAUCGCUGGACCAGCUUGCAGCCAAGGUCUACUUCUACUAUGCGCGAUUUUAUGAAGUGACUGGACGCCUCGCCGAGAUUCGCCCCACGCUGCUAAACGCCCAACGCACGGCCACUCUUCGUAGAGAUGAUGAUACUCAGUCAACAUUAAUUAAUCUACUCUUGCGCAACUACUUCCACUACAAUCUCUAUGAUCAGGCAGACAAGCUUGUUUCCAAAACAACUUUCCCCGAGAAUGCCACCAAUAACCAGUUGGCUAGAUAUAUGUACUAUCUUGGCAGGAUUAAGGCUAUCCAGCUUGACUACACUGAGAGCCACCAAAGCCUUUUGCAAGCCGUGCGUAAAGCUCCUCAGAACAAUGUCACCGCAGGAUUCCAGCAGGAGGCGAACAAACUUUUGAUUAUCGUCCAAUUGUUGAUGGGCGAGAUCCCUGAGCGCUCAUUGUUCAGACAACCAGUGCUGCGCAAGGCUCUGAUCCCUUACUUUCAAAUUACACAGGCUGUACGCGUAGGAGACCUGAACAAAUUCCAGGAGACGCUUGCAGCGCACUCAGCAACUUUUCAUGCGGAUAAGAACUAUACAUUGAUUCUGCGUCUGCGUCACAAUGUCAUCAAGACCGGUAUCCGCAUGAUCUCACUCUCAUAUUCCCGCAUCUCAUUACGCGAUGUUUGUCUCAAACUGCAUCUGGAUAGCGAGGAAGACGCAGAGUACAUUGUCGCCAAAUCGAUUCGUGAUGGAGUCAUUGAUGCAACAAUCGAUCACGAGAAGGGCUUCAUGCGAUCCAAAGAAAAUGUGGACAUCUACUCAACAAAUGAACCCCAGCACGCGUUCCAUCAACGAAUUGCAUUCUGUCUCAAGCUGCACAACGACUCUGUUAAGGCAAUGCGCUUUCCUCUUAAAACUGUCAACCAGGAUGCAGCAGAGGUGGAGGCAGCAAGAGAUCAGGAGAGAACUUUGGUUCAGGAGAUUGCAGAAGCUGACGAAGACAUGGACGAAGAUCAUGAUGAACUCUAGAUUUAUCAUGUUGUAUUGAACGAUUUACUAGGGGUGAUAGUCAUGCUUACUUCCACAAUGUCUAGGCAUAGAGAUGUGGGGCGAACAGUGAUUGCCUAAAAAUUAGUAAACAGAAUCUGUUUGACUUCAUAAAAAUAAAAAUAAAUGUGACUUUCGUCCUGAC